UCACUGUUAUGGUCCUGUCAGGGCGCCGGCGUCGUGGUUUCUGGGCGGCCGCCACCGAGAGGACUUUGGUGGGGGACCCUCAGGGGCAGCCCCGCGGCCAGCUGCGCUCGUCUCCAGCCUCGUUCCCAGCCUACAUAUCUCGGCUCGCGGGUCGCGCCGUCGGGCGCGCGUGCGGAUUGGCGCCGCGGCCGCCUCGGGGCCUGAGCCCAUCCACAGCCUUCUCCUCCGCCGCGGGCUCGGAGGGGCCGCGAGAUGCAGCCGCCGGGCCCUCCCCCGGCGUAUUCCCCCACUAACGGGGACUUCACCUUUGUCUCCUCAGCAGACGCGGAAGAUCUCAGUGGUUCAAUAGCAUCCCCAGAUGUCAAGUUAAACCUUGGUGGAGAUUUUAUCAAAGAGUCUACAGCUACUACAUUUCUGAGACAAAGAGGAUAUGGCUGGCUUUUGGAAGUUGAAGAUGAUGACCCUGAAGAUAACAAGCCACUCUUGGAAGAAUUGGAUAUCGACCUAAAGGAUAUUUACUACAAAAUUCGAUGUGUUUUGAUGCCAAUGCCAUCACUUGGUUUUAAUAGGCAAGUGGUGAGAGACAAUCCUGACUUUUGGGGUCCUCUGGCUGUUGUUCUUUUCUUUUCCAUGAUAUCAUUAUAUGGACAGUUUAGGGUGGUCUCAUGGAUUAUAACCAUUUGGAUAUUUGGUUCAUUAACAAUUUUCUUACUGGCCAGAGUUCUUGGUGGAGAAGUUGCAUAUGGCCAAGUUCUUGGAGUUAUAGGAUAUUCAUUACUUCCUCUCAUUGUAAUAGCCCCUAUACUUUUGGUGGUUGGAUCAUUUGAAGUGGUGUCUACACUUAUAAAACUCUUUGGUGUGUUUUGGGCUGCCUACAGUGCUGCUUCAUUGUUAGUGGGUGAAGAAUUCAAGACCAAAAAGCCUCUCCUGAUUUAUCCAAUCUUUUUAUUAUACAUUUAUUUUUUGUCCUUAUAUACUGGGGUGUGAUCUGAGUCAUGUAUGAGUAGAAAAAGACAAUGUUACCUUUCUGUGUAGGCUGGGAAUUCUUGCUUGAGGGGAUUGAAAAAAAUGUAUUGCUGGUAAAAUUUUACAUGUUCCAGAUGUAAAGGCAGUCUAAGGUCUUUUUAAAACAAUAUUUUUUUUUGUAUUUAAUUAAGCAAUUGCAGUUACCUGAAUAUUUUUGGUCAGAAUUCUGAAUUCUGUUUGAUUCAUCAUAUUCCAGUGAAUAAAAUAUAAAAGCAUUGUGUUUUUAA
Molecule: messenger RNA, 1253 nt
Organism: Balaenoptera acutorostrata (minke whale)
Lineage: Eukaryota; Metazoa; Chordata; Mammalia; Artiodactyla; Balaenopteridae
Gene: YIPF4
Product: Yip1 domain family member 4
Exons: 6
Coding region: 253-987 (244 amino acids)
Biological process (GO): vesicle fusion with Golgi apparatus; endoplasmic reticulum to Golgi vesicle-mediated transport
Cellular component (GO): membrane; trans-Golgi network
Source: RefSeq, a predicted model, not a curated record